Messenger RNA from Anopheles aquasalis, 2807 nucleotides. RefSeq names its product mutagen-sensitive 304 (gene mus304). Gene Ontology annotation, biological process: DNA damage checkpoint signaling; DNA repair. The record is from RefSeq and is a predicted model, not a curated record. NCBI's taxonomy places the organism in Eukaryota, Metazoa, Arthropoda, Insecta, Diptera, Culicidae.
UUUAAUUCUCGGCGCCAAGGCAAAAAUGUGUUAAUUCGUUCGUAAAAGUUAAUAUCAGUGGAAUGUAAUACGUUUGUUCAAGAAAGAAUGUCGAAACGGGCCGGUCAUUUUCAGUUAAAACUCCCGACGAACGCCAAGAAAGCCAAGCUUGAUAUAGAAAUCACACCGAGCCAGCAGAGCCGACCGUCCACGAGCAAAACUAUCGCCAACAACCGACCAACCAAUCCGCCCGUCGAUAAUGCCUCCCAAAUCGAUGCUCUGUGGGACGACGAUGAGGACGACGAGUUCAUUGUGCUGGCAUCACAGGCCGUCGAGGAGCUGGAAUUGUUUCAACAGAGCCAGAUCAGCGGAACCCAGACGGCCGAUAUAACGUUCGGCAAGUUCAGUCGCCAGGUAAAAUCAAGCACGCAAACCGUCGAGUUGUCGCAGCAUGCGACGACGGGUGUCUCCAAGCCGCCACCGCUGGCAACGGAUAAGCUCACGGCGGAGCUGUUUGCCGAUGGCGACGACGAUAUAUUCACGGAAAAGUUCGACGACAACUACCAGGACAUCGGCAAUCAAAUCGACAACUACUUCAACAAUGAGUUUGACGAAGAGUUCAACUUGGACGAGUUCCGGCAGGAAGGCCAAAAACCGGCGGUCAGUGGACGGAUUGAGCCAACUGUUCCGCCAUCACCGGCUCCAUCGGUUUCGUCGGAGUUUAAAACCCCAGCGAUACCUCCGAAGGUAAACGGCCAUUCGAUGUCAAAUGGAGCCAACGUAUCGAAACCGAAGGCACCAACGACGGAGCAGAACAACGCCAUGCUCGAGCGGGUACGGGCUGAGCAGGAGGCAAAAGAAAAGGCGGCCAAAAAGCAGGAGCACGCCAAAGACAUUCAGCUCAAGUUUCUCACGAAACGGCUCGAACAGAUGGAGCGUAAGGCUGAAACACUGCAGAAAGAUUACAAUGAGGCCCUGGAGAAGGCACAAAUCCGGGACGGGGAAGUGUCGAUGCUUCGCUACGAGCUAAAGACGGUCAAGGGCACGAACGAGCAGCUGCGAAUAGAGAAGAUUCGCGAGAAGGAAACGAUCAAGAAGGAAUGGGUGGAAAAGCUGAAGGAUCUAGAGAAAGUGGUCACGGCCCAGAAGGUCGACCUGGACUUUAAGGAACUGGAAAUGGCGAAUCUUCGCUCGAAGCAUCUCAAAAGUUCAUCACGUACCGUAGCACCUCAGCAGGAGCAUGUGACGGAGGACAGUUUUAUCCUCUCGUCGCUGCUACCCCAGUUGACACUGGACGAUGUGGAAACGGACGGUGAAGAUCGUCAGUUAACAGUGGAUGCACACGUUUUUGAGAUAUCAUCGGACGGUGUUGGACCGUUCAGUAGACGAAGAAAGUUUUCCAAUCUCUCUCAGGCCGAUGCACUGAUGGCGCAUCAUCUCAGCAUCCUGCAGACCGUUCUGUCUCAGAUCAUUACACAAACAACUGGAUCGAAUAACUAUCCGGAGCUAUCGGCGGCGAUGCUCGAAGUGGUGGUGAACUCAAGUGAUCAAGCAUUCGCUGAAAUCACCCAAUACUGUCACCGUUUGGCCCCGGCCCAGGUGAAGGAUCAAGAGUCGACGACGAUAGGUGGUUUAGACCGGUCCAGCAGUCGACUAGAAGUCCAAAGCCCGAUCAAUAUAUUUAAGCGCGAUGAACUCUGUCCUGACGAGCAGGGAAAGGUGGCCCGUCGUUUCCUAGCUCUUCUGGGGUUGUUAUGCCGAAUCUCGAGUGAGCUAGUAACGGGGACAUUACUCCAAGAUGACCGAAUCAGCCAGCUAGCAACGAGUGUUAAGCUGUUAAGCAACGCUUGUACCUUAGAGAAACACCACGGCAUGGUCAUGGGAUUGGCUGCAUUGUUGAAAGGCAUUAGCUAUCAAUUUCCUCGAUCGGUCGCGGCCAAUCAACCAGCUGGUAGGCAGCUUUUGUUGCUGUUUCGCUCGAUUGUCCUUUGCCAAACGGAUGCUCCAUCCAUGAUGGUUGAACUGUCGGAGUUUCUACGUCGAAUGUGCGAAGGUCAUCCUCAAAGCGCUCUUCUGAUUGACGAGCUGUGCCUUAACGGUGCACCGGUUCUAAGGGAUUCGAGUAGAAAGUAUCGACUUAAAUCGGUCAGCUUCUCGGAUGAAACGUGUACGUUGCAGAUGUAUGCUUCACUAUUGGAGGCCUCCGUAAUUCCAAACAUUCCGUACGAAGACUGGCAGCUGCAACGGUUGCUGGUGAACGUGGAAAACACGAUCCGUUUUCUGCGCAAUGCCAUGCUCAGGCCUGCUCGUUGGGUGCGCAACUUUGUCGAAGCGAGCUCCUCGACGCGCGGUCCGCGCCUUUGCGAGCUAUGCCACAUCCGGAUGGUGUCGGCGUGCGUUGUGCUGCUCCAUCGAUUGUUGCUUUGCUGGCACCAGAACACGGUACAUGAGGCUGAAGAUGUUGAGCGACUUCAGUCUGCUGCUCGCAAUGGAACAAUGUUGCUGUUCGAUGUGUUCCACACGGCUUAUCACCAGAAACUGCUGCGUCUGAGUGGUUCCGCCAUUCAGUGUCGGCUUCGGAUAGUGUACCACUGGCUUCGAAUGCAUCAGAAAGAGUUCCUGUUUCUGAACGGCCAUUCAAACGCGCUUCGAAUGUUGGACUUGCGGCUCCUCAUUUAUGAACCGCUACAGUCGUACCGGGAAAAGGAAAACACCACCGAUAAAGAGCCGGAACAAUCAGCCGAUAAGGAUGUUCGGAAAAAGCUUCUCGAAGAACUGUAUACGGGAUUUUAUAAAAAUAAUUUCACUUCCACGGAAUAACAGCAAGC